Chelmon rostratus (copperband butterflyfish) is the source of this 1713-nucleotide messenger RNA. It is a transcript of the gene xcr1a.1, whose product is annotated as chemokine (C motif) receptor 1a, duplicate 1. Gene Ontology annotation, cellular component: membrane. Gene Ontology annotation, molecular function: chemokine receptor activity. Gene Ontology annotation, biological process: chemotaxis; immune response; G protein-coupled receptor signaling pathway. NCBI's taxonomy places the organism in Eukaryota, Metazoa, Chordata, Actinopteri, Chaetodontiformes, Chaetodontidae. The transcript has 2 exons. The coding region runs from base 108 to 1127 and encodes 339 amino acids. The record is from RefSeq and is a predicted model, not a curated record.
CAAGAUUAUUAAAGAUCCUCCAUUCUGAGCUCUCUUUUAGUAGACAGAAACUGUCACAUGCGACAACAUAUCUGUCCCAUUAAGGAAGAGGAUCCAGUUCAACAGCAAUGAAUGGCUCUUUUAAUGACAGCCUUUUUAAUGACAGCCAAUAUGAUGCUGACUAUGAUGAUGAAGUCUGUGAAAAAGACAAGGUGGUCCAAUUUGGAUCCAUUGCUGUCCCUGUUUUCUUCUCUGUUGUGAUCGCACUGAGCCUCACGGGAAACAUCCUCGUCCUUGUAAUCCUGGCUUUGUACGAAAACCUCAAGUCUCUCACCAACAUUUUCAUCCUGAACCUGGCCAUCUCUGACCUCGUCUUCACCACCGGACUUCCCUUCUGGGCCAUGUACCACAUCUGGGGAUGGCUGUUUUCAGAGGCACUCUGCAAAAUUGUGACUUUUGUCUUCUUCACUGGGUUUUACAGCAGCGUCCUCUUCCUGACCACCAUGACCAUCUACAGGUAUCUGGCCGUGGUCCACCCGCUCUCUGAUCUGAGCACACAGAGACUCAGCACCGGGGUUUUUGUGUCUCUCCUACUGUGGAUGGUCAGCAUCGUAGCAGCCAUGCCCUCCCUGCUCUACAGCUCCCUCGUCACAAUCCCCCACAAGGGUACACACUCCCAGGGCUGCGAAUAUGAAACCCCACUGUGGAAAAGCAUCGGCAUCUCACAACAAAAUAUUUUUUUCUUGGUUACUUUUGUAGUGAUGGCUUUCUGCUACAUUCAAAUACUGUGCAGAAUCAGAAGCACAAGAUCUCACACAAAGAACAGAGCAGUUAAGUUAAUCUUCUGUAUCGUGGCUGUGUUCUUCCUCGGCUGGGUGCCGUACAACGUGGUCAUCUUUCUGAGGACUUUGGCAGACAAUUUGGAGUAUGAAGACUGUGAAGAAAGUAUCCGGCUUGACUAUGCGUUCUACGUGUGUCGGCUCAUCGCUUUCUCCCACUGCUGCCUGAACCCCGUCUUGUACGCAUUUGUUGGUGUAAAGUUUCAGAGUCAUUUGAAGUCAAUGCUGCAUCGAAUGUUCAUCCGCCAAAGUCCAGCUGAAGAACAGCAGGUUAGAAUGCAUGCCUUCUCACGCGGAUCAAUGUACUAGCUGCUAUUCAAGUAAAUCAUUUUGUUGUAUUUAAUGCCGCACUACUGAUUUGAUAAAAACAAUAUUUCCUAAUUACUUUCCAGUUGGUGAAAUCCAUUUAAUCUGAAAUCAGAAAUAUAGCAACUGGUUCAUAUUUUGCAGUUCGCCCGAAGAAAAGUUGGCAUUCUAAGUUUCCCAUUUCUUUCUUUUUAAACUUUCUGUUUCUUUACAUUUUCAGUUUUCAGUUUUAUAUUGUGACAGCCCUGUGCUUCAGGUCUGCAACAAUUAGGCACAAAUAUAGAUUAGUAUAAAUGGAACUUGACAGAUAAGAAUGUCAAACAUUUAAAACACAUUUCGUCCUUGAACUGUCACACCCAGUAAAAAGUAAUGUAGAUAUAUUUGCAUGUAUUUCUCAUUGCCUCUUUACAAAAAAACCUGCAACGCGUUGGAUUUUUUUUCAUGAUGAGCUACAAAAUGUGUGAGUUGUCAAUUAUUGGUGAAAAUAUAUAUUUACUGAAAUAUAUGUAAAUUGACAGCAAAUGUGUAUUUAUAACAAGCAUAAAUCUGUAUGUACUAAAGAGAAAUAAAAUACUUUUUUUUCAUUGUA